Molecule: messenger RNA, 678 nt
Organism: Pyricularia pennisetigena
Lineage: Eukaryota; Fungi; Ascomycota; Sordariomycetes; Magnaporthales; Pyriculariaceae
Exons: 2
Coding region: 1-678 (225 amino acids)
Source: RefSeq, a predicted model, not a curated record
AUGUUGGGAAUGCCAAGAUCAGAUUUUGUCAGCAGAAGCUCACAGCUCGGGCAGAUUAUGAGCAAGCGUUGGGAACCUACCCUGAUGGGAGCCCGAUGGGUCGUUGAUGAUGUCCGCUUAGGCGGAACCAAUGGAGUAGCUGCCGUCCGCGUUGAUGCGCGGGACGCCACCGACCUGAGCGAUAGCGUUCGUGAUCGCAGUCUGGAGAGUGGCGGGGAGCGUCCCAACGAUGCUCGUCAACUGGCCAAGGGUGGCACCCGCGGUACCCUGGAGCGUGCCGGGAACAGUGCCGAUGAGGGCGAGAGCAGUGUUGAUCUGGGCCAGCAGGGCAGACUCGGCGGCAGUGAGCUGACGUCCCAAGCCCGUAAGUACCGACUGGGCCUGGGCCAGGAGCUGGGCCUGAGCAGCGCUGAUGCCAUUGGGCACCUGGCCGAGGAUAGCCACGAGGUUGCUCACGGUGGUGCCGAGGUUGAGGGUGUUGAGGAGCGAGCCCAGAAGCCCGGUGAGACCCGGAAUGAUACCAAGGUUGAAGGUGAUCGCACCGGUCUGCCUGGCAACGAGCGCAUUGCUACCGACCAGAGCAUUGCCGGUGCCGGCCUCGAGAUCCAGAGGGGCGGCAAUGGCGGUCGAGGCCGAGGCGAGAAGAAUGGCGAACUUGGAGAACUGCAUGUUUGCUGA